AGCCAGCAAGGAAAGUCUUGGGCGACAAGAGAGUGUCAAUAUGUCACCUAGAAAGGCUAAGUCGAGGGAAGCGAAGCUUCUUAAGGACGACUUGAAGAAGCAGCCUGCUCCACGAUUGCCACCGACUAGCAAGGACAGGCCCUCUUCUCGCGGACGGCGAAUGUCUGCGAGCCCUCAGCCUUCGAUGCAAGAAGACGCUCCUUCAAUCGUCGACAUCCCUGUAUCCAGGCCUCGGUGUCUGAUCUCCCACCAAAGACACCAGCUGCCUCUCUCCUCUUCUCACCCACUCCUUCCGAGUCUUCCGCCAAAAGCGAUCCACGACCUGCGAUACACCUCCUCCCUCCGAAUCCCGAUGGCGGUGCUCGUCCCUCUCGCCGAGCGCGACCAUCCGUCAACUACGCCGAGCCCAGCCUUGUAGCGAAAAUGCGCCGUCCAGGAAAGCAGAGAAGCAAAGUCACUCCAGCGUUACGAUCAAGACCGAGCCCGAGGACGACGAUAACCUCUAGAUACACACUGCUACCAUGUCAGGAAGGCCGCUGCGGGAGAAGAGCAGACGAUAGGCGUGUUUGAAACAGGAAAUCCUACCGCCGACGCCGUGUCAUGUUGGAAGGUCAAGGGCAAGGCUUGGAAUUGUGG
This is a messenger RNA of Zymoseptoria tritici IPO323, 636 nucleotides long. RefSeq lists its product as uncharacterized. The record is from RefSeq and is a predicted model, not a curated record. The transcript has a single exon. Bases 41 to 418 code for a protein of 125 amino acids. Lineage: Eukaryota; Fungi; Ascomycota; Dothideomycetes; Mycosphaerellales; Mycosphaerellaceae.